AUGAACCGUGCUACCUACAUUCGCCAAAGGAGGGCAGCUGGCCUUCCAGAUGAAGGAGGGUCUUCAUCAAUGCAAUUUCCUGGAAAUCUGCCUCAACGCGAGAAGGCUAUUGAAGAAUUAUACGAGGCUUUACAGUUUCUUGAGAAUGAGUUGAAGGAUAAGUUUUUUGGAGGAGACAAGAUUGGCUUUGUGGAUAUUGCUGCUCUUUUCAUACCUUUAUUUCAAGAAGUGGCAGAGAAGCAGUUAUUUACAAGUGAUACAUUUCACAAGCUACACAAAUGGAGUCAAGAUUUUUACAACCAUCCAGUCGUCAAAGAAACUAUGCCUUCAAAAGAACAACAAUUUGCGUAUUUUAAAGCUCGCGCUGCAAGCCUUGCUGCUCCAUCAAAAUAG
Molecule: messenger RNA, 393 nt
Organism: Trifolium pratense (red clover)
Lineage: Eukaryota; Viridiplantae; Streptophyta; Magnoliopsida; Fabales; Fabaceae
Product: probable glutathione S-transferase
Exons: 2
Coding region: 1-393 (130 amino acids)
Biological process (GO): glutathione metabolic process
Cellular component (GO): cytoplasm
Molecular function (GO): glutathione transferase activity
Source: RefSeq, a predicted model, not a curated record